CGCAGGAGCGCCCACAGCGCCUGUUGUAUCCGGCCGGCGCCUUUUCUCCGCUCCCCGCCUCCUCCUCCCCGGCCGCCCGUCGCGCCCGCCCAGAGCCGCCGCUGCCUCUGCCGUGCACGGCCUCCCCUCCCUCUCCGCGGUGUGGCCGGCCGGCAACGCCUCCGAUCUCCCCCGUGCGCCCCAUGAAGCGAUGGCAGCGGCCAACUUCGGCAAGAUCCAGAUAGGGAUCUACGUGGAGAUCAAGCGCAGCGAUGGCCGAAUUCACCAAGCUAUGGUAACAUCUCUAAAUGAAGAUAAUGAAAGUGUAACUGUUGAAUGGAUUGAAAAUGGGGAUACUAAAGGGAAAGAGAUUGAUUUAGAGAGCAUAUUUUCACUUAACCCAGAUCUUGCACCUGAUGAAGAUAUUGAGCCUAGCCCAGAGACACUACCACCACCUGCUUCAUCAGCCAAAGUAAACAAAAUUGUGAAGAGUCGACGAACUGUGUUACCUUCUAAGAAUGACCCUCCUGCCAGAGAUAAUAGAGUGGUUGGUUCUGCACGUGCACGACCUACUCAGCUUCCCGAGCAGUCUUCCUCCUCUCAACAGAAUGGUAGUGUUUCAGAUAUAUCUCCAGUUCAAGCUGCAAAAAAGGAAUUUGGACCCCCUUCGCGUAGAAAAUCUAACUGCGUAAAAGAGGUUGAAAAAUUGCAAGAGAAGCGUGAAAAGAGAAGGUUACAGCAGCAGGAACUUAGAGAGAAGAGAGCUCAGGAUGUUGAUGCUACAAACCCAAAUUAUGAAAUUAUGUGCAUGAUAAGAGAUUUCAGGGGAAGUUUGGAUUAUAGACCACUGACAACUGCAGAUCCUAUUGAUGAGCACAGGAUUUGUGUUUGUGUACGAAAACGACCACUCAAUAAAAAAGAAACUUUAAUGAAAGACCUUGAUGUAAUAACAAUUCCUAGUAAAGAUGUUGUGAUGGUACAUGAACCAAAACAAAAGGUGGAUUUAACAAGGUACCUAGAAAACCAAACUUUUCGUUUUGAUUAUGCCUUUGAUGACACGGCUCCUAAUGAAAUGGUUUACAGGUUUACAGCUCGACCAUUAGUGGAGACCAUAUUUGAAAGGGGAAUGGCCACUUGUUUUGCAUAUGGACAAACAGGCAGUGGGAAAACCCAUACUAUGGGUGGCGACUUUUCGGGAAAGAACCAAGAUUGUUCAAAAGGCAUAUAUGCACUAGCAGCUCGAGAUGUCUUUUUAAUGCUAAAGAAGCCAAACUAUAAGAAGUUAGAACUUCAAGUAUAUGCAACAUUUUUUGAGAUCUACAGUGGUAAAGUUUUUGAUUUGUUGAACAGGAAGACAAAAUUAAGAGUGUUAGAAGAUGGUAAACAGCAAGUCCAGGUGGUGGGAUUACAGGAGCGGGAAGUCAAAUGUGUUGAAGAUGUUCUUAAGCUUAUUGAAGUAGGCAACAGUUGCAGGACAUCUGGCCAGACAUCUGCAAAUGCACACUCAUCUCGAAGCCACGCAGUGUUUCAGAUUAUUCUCAGAAGGAAAGGGAAAUUGCAUGGUAAAUUUUCUCUGAUUGAUUUGGCUGGCAAUGAAAGAGGAGCAGAUACUUCAAGUGCAGAUAGGCAGACGCGACUGGAAGGUGCAGAAAUUAACAAGAGCCUUUUAGCACUCAAGGAGUGCAUUAGAGCCUUAGGCCGAAAUAAACCUCAUACACCCUUCAGAGCAAGUAAACUUACUCAGGUGCUAAGAGAUUCAUUCAUUGGAGAAAACUCACGUACCUGUAUGAUUGCUACGAUUUCUCCAGGGAUGGCAUCAUGUGAAAACACUCUAAAUACAUUGAGAUACGCAAAUAGGGUGAAGGAGCUGACGGUUGAUCCCAGUGCUGCAGGAGAUAUCCGUUCCAUUAUACACCAUACUCCCAAUCAGAUGGAUGACUUGGAGACUCAGUGGGGUGUGGGAAGCUCUCCUCAGAGAGAUGAUCUCAAACUGCUUUGUGAACAAAAUGAAGAAGAAGUUUCUCCACAGUUGUUUAGUUUCCAUGAAGCUGUGUCACAAAUGGUAGAAAUGGAAGAGCAAGUAGUAGAAGACCACAGGACUGUCUUCCAGGAAUCCAUUAGAUGGCUGGAAGUUGAAAAACUACUUCUUGAGAUGACAGAAGAAGUAGACUAUGAUGUGGAUUCUUACGCUACCCAACUUGAAGCAAUUCUAGAGCAAAAAAUUGAUAUUCUGACUGAACUUAGAGACAAAGUGAAAUCUUUCCGGGCAGCUCUACAAGAAGAGGAACAGGCCAGUAAACAGAUCAACCCGAAAAGACCACGUGCCCUUUGAAAAGGGCUUCUGCUGCUAAAGGAAUUCAUGAACCUGUACUGCUGUAGCACACAUUUGUUACAAAACCUAGUGACCGAGAGAACUCAUCUACUUGAAAGUGUAAAAUGUUAGCAAUGUUUGUGGAAAUCUCCUGUUUCUUCUUCACCUGAAUGACAUUUUCAGUUUUAUGUGAAAUGCUCCUGAUGUCUACAAAAUGCUUCUAGACCAGACAGCACAACCUGCAGGGUUCAGAUCUGUGAAGCACUUUGUUUUAAAUAUUUCAUUUAUUCAAAUAGUGAAUUGUUUGGAAAUACUUGCCAUAUUUUUAAUAAAGUAAAACUGUGGCCAUUAAAAAGUCACAGCACUUCCUUCUGACCAUGUUCAGUUUAAUGACAAAGACCAGCUGUGCGGUUUAAAAUUGUGGCGUGCAUGCACACCUCACUAGUGGUUUUAUGUAACUUCUCUUCCACAAACAGCUGUGCUUAACUCUUCCCAUUCUGUGCCUUGAUGAAGGCUACUUAACCCUAAAUAUCCUUUUUCUGAAGCACAGCCUUAAAAAAUACAUUCCUUUUUUGUCAAUAUAAAUUACUUUAGUGUGUGUGUGUUUCAAGAAGACUUAUUUUUUGGUGGAUAGUUUCAUUUCACAGGAUGUGCCAUAUCAUUUUAAGAGGAACUGCAGGCUGUUAAGAGUAGACGAACAGCUGGACAUUCCAUUUUUCAUGUGAAAAUCUGGAAUCUUGAUUUAUUUGAAUACCAUUAAAAAUGGUUAUAUAAUUUUAACAUCAUAUCUGAAACAAUUAAAAAAAACCAAAAAAACCAACAAAUCAACAAAAACUCACAAAAAUAUAAACUAGUUGAUGUAUAUUAAAGGGUAAUGUUUUAAGUACUGAGGAGAGUUGUAUCUUAGGAUAAUGCAGAUAAUAUGAUAUGUGGUAUGGUGUGAUAAUGCUAUGUAUGGAUAAGUUAACUAUCAAACUUUGGGGAUAAAUAUGUCCAUACUGGCCUUUCACAUACUGUUUUAAAAACUUGGAUUUUGAUGCAUGACAAAGUUACAUGUACAUUAACCGUAGUUUGCAGGUAGCUUGAGUAGUUCUGUUGCUUUAAGAAGUAGCUAAUACCUGUUUUUCCCUUUGUACAGUGCCAGCAGCUAAAAAGUGGGGUGAAAUUGCAUCAUUUGACGAUUUUGCACAAUACCUCUACCUAGCGCUAAUAGAAAUCCCACAAAUACCUGAAUUCUCACAAAUGGCGCCAUGUGUAUCAGCACUUUUUAGGUGGUGGCACUCAAGUUAUUUUUGCAAGUCAGUAUGCAAAAAAGAUUGACCUUUCAUGUAAGAACCGUAGAAUCUCUCUAGGAGUUCUCCCUCUUUCCAGGAGUAUUGUAUCAGCAGACUUUCCCUUGGAAAUGUUUAAAAACUACUUUUGGAAUACAAGCCGGUUUGUUUGUGCCAGGCGUGGGGGGGGGGAAUAAAGGGAAGGCAAUGAAAAGAGAGUUAAAUGAGCCAGAACUUCUUGUAGUGUUUAAUGUUUGUAUCUCCCAUAGAAAGGUAGGCUAUGGGAAGCUCUUGUCGCAUCAUGGUUAAAAAUAAAAAACCCUCUUGUGUGUAAACAUGAAAGCUGAAACAAUGUAGAUUUUACAUAAUGUGUUUAAUAAAUUAAGCUAUUCAAUGAA
Molecule: messenger RNA, 3959 nt
Organism: Haemorhous mexicanus (house finch)
Lineage: Eukaryota; Metazoa; Chordata; Aves; Passeriformes; Fringillidae
Gene: KIF2A
Product: kinesin family member 2A
Exons: 20
Coding region: 191-2311 (706 amino acids)
Biological process (GO): microtubule-based movement
Molecular function (GO): microtubule binding; microtubule motor activity; ATP binding
Source: RefSeq, a predicted model, not a curated record